This is a messenger RNA of Nylanderia fulva, 2381 nucleotides long. RefSeq lists its product as uncharacterized. The record is from RefSeq and is a predicted model, not a curated record. Gene Ontology annotation, molecular function: protein binding. NCBI's taxonomy places the organism in Eukaryota, Metazoa, Arthropoda, Insecta, Hymenoptera, Formicidae.
CGUGAACAGAGAGACGUGGCCGACGCGGCGUCGUGCGGCGUCGGGGGACGCGCGUUAACCCCUGGCCGACCUCCGAGGGAAGGAAGAAACACCUGGCCGAGGCGUUGACAAGGUGCACCCCGGCGACGGCAGCGCGACCGGACAUCCUCCACGGUAUCCAACAUGAACAGCUCGCCGCAGAAUACGAACAGCACCGGCGGCCAGAGGCGGACGACAACCGGUGUCGACAACAGCGACGAGGAGGAAUGGAGCGGCGUCGUCGAAUGUGCUGUCCUUGAAAGAACCAAGUCCGAUAGAGCCGCACGCGCUGAUGAGGACAGACGUCGACGGACGAUUAUCGUUGAGAAGAAGAAUGGCACGUACGGUUUCACGUUACAGAGCUACGGAAUACAUUACAAGAGGGAGCAGGAGAUAGAGAUGGUUACAUACGUGGAUUACGUGGAAUACGAUGGACCAGCAUUUAAAGCUGGUAUGCGAGAGGGCGACGUAAUAUUGUCUAUAAACGGUCACGAGAUGGAUAGGGCCGAUCACAAGACCCUCGUGAACUUUAUUAAGAACUGUGAUACCAGAAUGCGAAUGGUCGUGUCCUUCGAAGACUGCGUAAGAAAGGUGGAAUUACACAUGCGUUACAUCGAAUUACAACGUGCCCUUCAGUCUCGCCUGGGCGAGUUGGAGAGACUCUGCGAGAGAGAACGGUCUAUUCUAAUGGGUCGAUGGAAGACCCAUUCACUGCCAGCGCGCAAAAGAACCCCUAACAACAUCGCCGGCACUAAUCCUAAUCAGCCGUCACCCUCUUCCAGCUUCAAUUCUUCCACCAUCCAGUGCUGCCGGCCAGCAACCUCCACCGAACACCUUCUACUCUACAAUGUGUUCGCGGACGGACGACCCUAUCUCAUCCCACGCAGCGCCGCUUGCCUCGUAACAGUCGGACCUCCUCGUUCUCGCAGCGAUCACCACCACUUUUUAUCCAAGAUGUCGAGCGAAUCUGCGAUGGCUGUGAGCUCUUCGCGUCACAGUUACCAUCAGGCGAACGGUUUAACGGGUACACCCGCGAAGAGCAAAUCCCAUAAGCAGUCCUGCCAGCAAGCAUCAUCCGGCGAAGGGCCAUCGUUGCACUCGGUUCCUCAAAACAACCUCUGCGUCGCUUGCAUCUCCAGCGCAAAUCGUCGUCGGGAACAGUCCGACAGCGGCAGUCUGGAUGCUUACGAUCUCGCCAGUCCUUGUUGCGAUCCGAAUUGCGUACCUAGUCGUCGACGUCGCGAGAAGCAACGACGCGCCCGCAACGAGCAGGCUCUUCAUCAGCAACAGCAGCAGCAGCAGCAACAGCAACAACAGGCCAACAUCCAGCAUCAUCACAACGUUCAAGGACAACGAGACCAGCAACAGCAGCAGCCUAACGCUCACAAUUGCCCUCGCACUUCCGGCCACAGUCUUCACUCCAUCACCAGUAGCGACGUCUCGACGACGGCCGAGAGCGUCGCUUCCUGCUCCACCAGUCUCAGCACCGACACUCUCUACUGGGACCCGAGCGUCCACCAGAGACCACCGCCGUGCCUUCAAUACGCCAAGCCCAAGUCCUGGGACAAUCUGACCACCAAAGCCUUCGGCGGCUACGGCUUCGGCUACGGUUACCUGGACACCGUGACGAUCAAGACCCACAGCGCGGAACGUCCCGGUAAGGGCUCGCACAACAGCGGUGGCGGCAGAUCGAAGACGCCGAUCGGCAUCGUGCAGCGGAAGUCCAGCGGCGCCAGCGGAAGUACCGUCUACUCGACCGCCACGAGUUCGACGGUCACCAGUCGGCACUUCCAGCCGACCAAGUCGACGGAGAGCCUGCUGAUCGCGCCCGGGCCUUACCAGGGCGACCUCGAUCAGGCCAGCUUGAGCUGCGAGUGUCUGGACAGCGGCGGAGGACCCGGCUCGCGAUUCAUCCAGCUGGACAAGCACAAACGCGCAGAGGACGCGGGUUACGUCCCGCCGAACCACGCGCAAGUCAGACAUCGACGGUCUAGUCAUUCCGACGGGAAACUACGGGCUAUCAAUAACUCCGAAGUCACGCGAUUGUAAUGUCCUCUUAUUAUUAUUGGAGCAUAUUAUUCAGAUUAUCAAGAUGAGAGAAUAAAGCAUCGACGUUGUGGAAAUGCAUGUUUGCUCGCGUUUUAUUUCGCCAGCCGAGAAAAUGGAGUCGCGAUGAUGAUCGAGUCAGAGGACGUCUCUUUGGAAUUAAAUGCGAAUUUCAGGAAUUUCCAAGUCAUCUUCAAGUUCUCGCGUUUCGAUAUAUUCCCAAGUAUUUUAGGUCAAAGUUACCAGAGAUCCUCUAAUAAGAGAAAAAUCAAUGUUGUACAAUAAAAAUAAACAUUUUUGUUUAAUUAGGAGCUGCA